UAGGAGGCUCCCAGUUUCCGUGUGCUCCGCCGUUUAUUCGUCACCAGGGCACCCGUUUAUAAGUCUAACUCCGCCGCUGUUGGCUCAGAAGGCCACUGCGCGCCAAUGGUGGGGCCUUUAGCGCUGCACCGCUCUGGACUCCACCAAACCGAACCGUCAUCUGUCGUCCCGCCCUCACUCUCUAUCGAGAUCGCGUGGGGAUUGGGUAACGAGCUCCUCAUCUGCGCCCCCGCCGCAUCCGUCGCCGCAUCUGACGGCGCGACUGGCGGCGCGGUACCAGGAAGGUCUGAUGGCCGACCGAAUGACGUGGCAGGACGCGGCUCGGCUGUCGUCAGCGUGACGUGGGCCGACACGUCAUCAUUUCACCGGCAGAUCGCAGCGGGUGCCUCGUCGCUGUACGAACGGCUGCACGCGGCGAUAUCGACGGCGGAAGAUGCGGCGGAAGACGCGGAGGAGGCGGACCACCGUCGAGACAGGUGGCGACACGUCAGCAGGUGGUCCCGCCACGUCAGCAGGCUCCUCUCCCCGCCUGAUUCGCAAUCCACGCUGGCAGCUGCACGCGCGUCGCCCCACUCCCUUGGGAUCUCCGCCGCUGACCCGUUUGCAGGGAUAGACGCAGAGGAAGAGGGCGAGGAGGAGGAGGAGCUCGCGCCACGUGGCAUCAGCCAGGGUGAGCUGGCAGCCGUCUGGGACCUUCUCCGCCUCUGCUUUCUCCCCGACGAGACACCUGGCACUGCUGCCGACGUGGACAGUGGCAUGGACAUUUGCACGGGUGCUGACGUGGAUAGUGGUGGGAGCGGAGUGAGAGGAGGUGACAGGGGGGGGGCAGCAGGAGGGAGGGGUGGUAGCGCCUACAGCACCUCUUCUGCAUCCGCGUUCCCUCUCCUCUUGCCUCCUCCCUCCCCUGCUUCUUCCGCUCCCACCUGCCAGCCCCUCCUCUCCUGGCUCGCUCAAUACAACGCAUCCCUCCCACCUCUGAAUGCAUCCACGUCAGCAUGCCUUAGAUCCUUGCGGGAUCAGAUGAGCCAAUCAGAGGCCAUACCUCCAGAGGAUCUUGAACCCUAUUGGCCGGCGGUGGCUUCCUGCGCUGCGAUUGGCUGGAGAGACACUGCUACCGCCCUGCUGCGCAUGCAUUCGUCCUACCGUGAGGAUCAAGUGAUUCAGAGGGAGGCGGAGAAUGGGCUGGUGGAGGCCGUGGCGGUACUGCUCUCGGAAAUGCCCAUGCCUCUUGAGCCAAUGGCGGCGCGGGACGCUGCUGAGGUGGCGGCGUAUCACAGGCAUCGCGAUCACUGGAGAAACCGCCUAGCACGGCUCAAGGCGACCCCGUUUUGGGCGGCAGCGGAUGCACCGGCCACAGAGAGGGGGCUGCUCGCCCUGCUGGACCUGCUGCUGGGGAGCUCCCAUGCCGUGGAUGACGUGGCGCGCUCCCAUUGGCUGGAGCUGCUGGCGGCGCGGCUGCUGCACCAGAACCCUCAAGCGACAGCAUCAGCACAGGCGUCCCUCGCGCUGCACUGCUGGCGGGAAGCAGCAGGCAGCAGUGGGAAGGCCACGGGCUCGUCCCAUCCGUUGGAUGCCUCGGACCUCGUCCAACCAUCGUUGGAUCGGCUCCUGCUCGCGUCCUUGUGCCGUGAGACAGAGGUUGUGGUGUCGAUAGCAUCUCGAAUCCUCCCUCCCUGGUUCUUAGUCCAAGUGAUCGAGCUCCUCUCGCUCCACUCGCCGUCCCUCUCUGCACUACCUGCCAAACAAGCUGCCGCAGCUGCAGCCCGAAACGCUGCCUCUGCCGCCCACGUGCCGUCCGCAGCGGACGCUGCUGACAUCAACAGCCUGUCUGUUUUGGAUCUCUGUCGGGUGAAUUACGCCAUGGACCUCCUGUCAGAGGCUGCCACGUGGCAGCUCGCCCUUCCCUACCUCUCCCCCUGCCCACCAGCAGAGCCCUUCAUAGAGCAAGUGCUCCUGUCGCAACCUGUCACAGCCAGCACCCACAGCAGCAUCUCCAAGGCCCUCUUCCUGGUGGAGACGUACGCCCCUGCCUGCUACCCCUCUGCUGCUGCCUUCUUCUCCCGGUCUGCCGCGAUGGCGUGUUGGGACUCACGAAGCGUCGUCACAUCGCGCCACGUGGCGAGCGUCUAUUGGAUGGCAGCGGCCGGGCCUCCAGCAUCAGCACCUAUGGACGCCCUUGUCCUUUUCCUUGCGGACGAGCUGCUGGUGCCGGCCAUCAGGGGGAGGUGGCAUCUGGUGCGGGGCGCACCUGGUCCAGGCACAGGAGCAGACCAACAGGGCUCUGCUGCUAACUUUUCUGCAGCAGCAGCAGCAGUGCUUGAUGCUCUGAGCAGCAGCAGUGGGUCAACAGGCCAGAGUCACCCAUCUCUGGAGUACAUGCUCUCCAUCUGGGAGCUCGUGAAGCAGCUCACAGGUGCUCCUGACACCCGAGCUUCUCCCUUCUUUCCUGCUGCCCCUGCUCCUGAGCCAAUCCAAAGGAGCCACCUGGCAGACCGUCUGGUUCAGGCAUUGCUGCACACAUCGUCGCACUACCCUCGUGUUUUCCUUGCCCUCUCUCAUCUCCUGGCUCAUGCUCUCGAGAGGCGAUCUCUGCCCUUCAAAGAAGCCCACAUUUCAGCCCUCAUCAGCUGCUUGCAGCAGCUCUGCUCAGACACACUCUCACAAGAACACUACGUUCUGAAAAAGGCUCGUGGUUCGGCCGACACAGGCAGUGAAGGCUUGGAAGGGGUAGCUCUGUGGGAUCACUUAGACACCCUCAAGCUGGCACUGGCCAAGGAGCUGAGUGCCAAGAUCCUUUUUCUGUGACUCGCCCCCGUGUCCCCUGCAUGAAAUGUGACUUUCCGAAUGAGAACAACUGCAAAAGGAUGCAACCGGCUGAUUGUACUCUAAAAUGCUUCAUAUUUUAGACAAUUUAACACUAGGGUGUCCCCUCCCAACUAAACGUACACGAAUGUUUUCCCAUCCCAGGACUUGUUGUACAGUACCAUAC
Messenger RNA from Closterium sp. NIES-67, 2989 nucleotides. NCBI's taxonomy places the organism in Eukaryota, Viridiplantae, Streptophyta, Zygnematophyceae, Desmidiales, Closteriaceae. The record is from the annotation of a GenBank genome assembly.